AUGGAACUCUUUCGUGUGCGACUCAAUUGCAUCGACUACUACCAGUCUACGCCUUCAAAAUUUGACCCUCCCCUUCGAAGAAACAUUAAACCUUCUCAGAUAUCCAAAGAACCAAAGGUUCCGGUGAUAAGAGUGUUCGGAGCCACCGAAACAGGCCAGAAAGUAUGCGCUCAUAUUCAUGGAGCCUUCCCGUACCUCUACGUGGAAUAUAAUGGGAGCCUUAUUGAAGAUGACGUCGGUGCGUAUAUACAUCGCCUUCAUCUGUCUAUUGACUUUGCUCUGGCUGUCAGCUAUCGACGAAAUGUAUCUGACGACAAUGCCAAAUUCGUUGCGCGCAUCACUCUUGUGAAAGGAAUUCCGUUCUACGGCUUCCAUGUUGGCUACCGAUUCUAUCUCAAAAUUUAUAUGUUGAACCCCAUGGUCAUGACGCGACUUGGAGACCUCUUGCGGCAGGGAAUCAUCAUGAAGAAAGUGUUUCAACCCUAUGAAGCUCACCUUCAAUACCUACUCCAGUGGAUGGCCGACUACAACCUUUACGGAUGUGGCUACAUCGACUGUGGCAAAGUCACUUUUCGUGGGCCGGUGCCAAAAUAUGAUGAGCUAGACAACAUAUCUCAUCUGUGGCAUGAUCGUUCAAUUCCAGCUGAUUCUGUUAGUGACGAGUCGGAGCUUCCCAGAGUGAGCCACUGUUCUUUGGAAGUAGACAUUUGUCUCCAGCAUAUCCUGAAUCGCCGAGAUAUCAAGCCUCGCCCUCUCCACCACGACUUUAUUGAGCGUCUGAACCCGCUGGCCCCGAAUGAGAAGCUAGUCCACAGUAUGGCCGGUCUUUGGAAAGACGAAACCCGGCGUCGAAAAUCACGAAUGACGAAUCCGGCCCCUGGAUCAAGUCCUUUUCCUGCGGAAGUUAUGAUAUCUAUGUCAGCAGAUCCUCGAAACACACAAGCGGCUGGAUGGAUUCAUGAAGAAGAAUACCGUGAAAAGUUGAUUUCUCUCAUAAGCGAGGAAAAAAACAAGAGCGAUGGUGCCAAAAUCUCCUUCGAAUCAUUUGUGAAACCCACUCCAUUCGAGUCCUUGGUGAAGACGAGUCUAGAGUCAGUUGAGGAUCUGUAUCCUGAAAAUCUGCGCCCAACCUUAGGGCUAGCUCCUGGGACCAGCAUUGAUGGCGUCGACUUUGAUAUGAAUGACACUGAAGCUAGAGUCAUCGACGAGGGGAAAAUCAGGAACUUCAUGACAGAUAACGAUGAUGACUUUCCUUACGAUUCCGAUGAAGAAGUAAUGCGAGAGAUAUCGCUGUCACAGAGGAAGAGAGGAGACCAGGUCGAGGGGAAACACCUCGAAUCGAACGACAUUCAUCAGCCGGAGCGUAAAGUUGACGAUGAGUUUCGUCCUGCUGGCGAUGCCAAUGGAGAUCAGUUGAUAGACCCUCUGGACGCAGCUACCACAAGCAAUUUAACAAGCGAUUUCACAAGCUCAUCCGAGUCUCACAUGGGCGACAUCGACAUUGGAACAGAGUCCAGGAACUUCGAGGGCUCGGGAGAUAUGCACAGCAGAAGUCUGUCUCCCGCGGAAUCCGUUCGCAAGGGGCUCAAGCGACAAGAGUCUCCAGUAGACCCUUCAAACUCUCACAGAAAUCAUAAGAAACGCCAGAGAAUUUCGUAUGCAGAUGCGGACGCUGACCACAUUGACCAAUUUUCUGACCUGCCUCCGCAAGAAGAGAUUCAAAAUGAGCAGUCUAGCAACGGUCGACAGCCUGCUCUUCUAGGCUCGUCGAAGUUGUCUCCUGUAGCCAAGGCAGAACACCUGAGUACCAAAUCUGGACUUCGGGGUGCAAGGGCGCCCGUUAGCUUGAGAUCUUCACAGGAAUCUAUCAAAGCAAGAGAUGCUUCUCAGCCAACAUCCCUCAGGUUUCCGGUUGUCAAAGACCCUCAUGACCCGGAUACGAUGUUGAGAUUAAGUCAAAGGGGAUCCCAGAAUGCUCUCUCUGGGAGGAUAAAGCACGUUUCAUUCGAUCCAUCUCCGUCAACAUUCGAAUCAGAACGAGAAAACCCAUCCAAAAGUUCUGUAAUCCAGGGAAGUGUGGGUCAAAAACCCUUAACUCCUGCAGCAGCUAUUCUGAGAAACAUGGCCGUUGAGUACGGAAAGACAGCGACAGGGCGAAUUCUCAUAUCAAGUACACUUCCUCCAUCGAAGAUUCAUGUCGCCUCAACCAUGCAGGCAUCCGGACUCCCGCCGGUCAUCUACCAGGAUGCUUACUACAGCAACGAGGUCGAUGUCCCGGACCGUCCGAGGGAGUGGGCUGGAAGGGAAUUCAAACUUGAAAGCUUGACCGUUCCGUUCUUACCUGAAUUUGAUCCCACAGGUACAUCGGAUGCAGUGCUUGGUCAGAAACUUGGCGCGUUGCCGGACAAAGUGAAAGAAGAAAAGAGCUACCAGCGUCAACGGCAAAGUUGUAGCCUGCGUAGCUGGAUGAUUGCAACACCUCCUCCCACUUAUGCAGAAGUUGCCGACUGGUCGCGGAGAGAACGCUUCAAACUGUCGCACAAUCUCAUGGCACAGAACUCUGGACCCUCUCGUGUUGAAGAAAAAUCGGCACAGAGCAAUCUCUCUCAAAUAGACGGACCCACUCAGAAAAACAAGCAUGGCUUCAAGUAUACUCAGGACCAAAAGACCACUAGCGUCAAGCACGAGGCUCAGUACAUGAGUACAAUGAGUCUGGAGGUUCACAUCAACACAAGAGGGAACUUUGUACCGAACCCAGAAGAGGAUGAAGUGCAGUGCGUAUUCUGGUGUCUCCAGUCAGAUGAUGAGGGCCUCCUAAACAACUGCGCAGUGGACGGAACGCAUCUUGGGGCUGUUGUCCUCUCAGAGGAUGGUGUCGUGACUCGGAAAAUUGCCAGGCAGAUUUCUAUUGAUAUCCAAGAAGAGUCUACCGAGCUGGAUCUUAUGAUCCGUAUGGUCGAAAUCGUGCGGAACUAUGACCCAGACAUCCUCACUGGCUAUGAAGUGCACGGCGGCUCAUGGGGAUACUUGAUCGAACGCGCGCGUCUGAAGUAUGACUAUAACCUCUGCGACGAAUUCUCGCGUAUGAAGGCACAAUCACACGGGAGAUUUGGUAAAGACAGCGACAAGUGGGGCUUCAACAAUACAUCGACGAUCCGUGUGACCGGCAGGCAUAUGAUUAAUAUCUGGCGGGCCAUGCGCAGCGAGCUGAACCUCCUCCAGUAUACCUUGGAGAACGUCGCUUUCCAUCUCCUUCAUCGUCGAAUCCCCCAUUUCACCUGGGCCGACUUGACACGCUGGUAUGUCAAUGGCAAGACCAGAGACCUGGCGAAAGUCGUAAACCAUUACGCCACGCGGGUCCAGCUCGACUUGGAAUUACUCGAUGCAAACGAAUUGAUUCCGAGAACGAGUGAGCAAGCCCGCCUGCUGGGAGUCGAUUUCUUCUCGGUGUUCUCGCGUGGCUCCCAGUUCAAAGUAGAAUCUCUCAUGUUUCGUAUCGCAAAGCCCGAAAACUUCAUGCUUGUCUCCCCAAGUAGAAAACAAGUUGGUGGUCAAAAUGCCUUGGAGUGUUUGCCCUUGGUCAUGGAGCCUCAGAGCGCCUUCUACAACAGUCCGUUGCUGGUUCUCGACUUCCAAAGUCUUUAUCCCAGUGUCAUGAUUGCAUACAAUUACUGCUAUUCUACCUUUCUUGGGCGCAUUGUCAACUGGCGCGGCAAGAGCAAGAUGGGCUUCGCUGAAUAUCAAAGGCAACAGCGGCUUCUCGAGUUACUAAAGGACCACAUCAACAUUGCUCCCAACGGUAUCAUGUAUGCAAAGCCAGAGAUCCGGAAGUCCCUACUCGCCAAGAUGUUAGGGGAGAUUCUUGAGACCCGAGUCAUGGUAAAGAGUGGAAUGAAAGUGGACAAGGACGACAAGUCACUCCAGCGUCUGCUCAACAAUAGGCAGUUGGCCCUGAAGUUGAUAGCAAAUGUCACUUACGGAUACACGUCAGCUUCUUUCUCAGGCCGCAUGCCUUGUUCCGAGAUCGCUGAUAGCAUUGUUCAGACAGGUCGCGAGACCCUCGAGAGAGCUAUUGCUCUGAUUCAUUCUGUCAAAAAAUGGGGAGCGGAAGUUGUCUAUGGAGAUACGGAUAGUAUCUUCGUCUAUCUGAAGGGCCGAACCAAGGACCAGGCGUUCGAUAUCGGCGAGGAGAUUGCAAAAACUGUAACCAACAUGAACCCUCGCCCUAUCAAGCUUAAGUUCGAGAAAGUCUACUUACCAUGCGUCUUACUGGCAAAGAAGCGUUACGUCGGGUUCAAAUACGAAAGUAGGAAUCAAUCUGAACCAGACUUUGAUGCGAAGGGUAUCGAAACUGUCCGCCGUGAUGGAACGCCAGCGGAGCAAAAAAUUGAAGAGAAGGCACUCAAGAUCCUAUUUCGAACCUCUGACCUGAGCCAGGUCAAGUCAUACUUCCAUCAUGAGUGUGAGAAGAUUAUGAAAGGCUCGGUGUCAGUUCAAGAUUUCUGCUUCGCUAGAGAAGUCAAACUAGGGACAUAUAGUGACAAGGGACCACCUCCACCUGGAGCACUUAUCAGCACAAAGCGUAUGCUGGAAGAUGCUCGAGCAGAGCCCCAAUAUGGCGAACGGGUGCCAUAUGUUGUCAUCACUGGUGCUCCGGGAGCACGACUCAUUGAUCGAUGCGUCGCCCCAGAGGAACUUCUGGAAAACGAGCACAGUGAGCUUGAUGCUGAAUAUUACAUAUCGAAGAAUCUCAUACCUCCACUUGAACGAAUCUUCAAUCUCGUUGGGGCCAAUGUCCGGAACUGGUACGAUGAAAUGCCAAAAGUCCAACGGAUCCGUCGAGUCGAUGCAAAUUUGCAGCUCCAAGGAAUUUCGAAAGAUUUGGGAAUCAACAAAAAGACCCUCGAAUCUUACAUGAAGUCGUCUUCGUGUCUUGUUUGUAAGGAAAAACUGGAAGUCGAAGGCUCGAUCUGCCCGAAAUGCUUAUCAGAAAAGCCAACAUCUCUGUUGACUCUGAGGCAUCGACUCAAUGGCGCAGAGAGAAAAUUCAUGGACAUCCAGAAGAUAUGUCAAGGCUGCUCGGGGAUAUCACCCUUGGACGAAGUCCGCUGCGAUAGCAAGGAUUGUCCAGUCUUCUACACGAGGACGAAGCAGAAUGCAAGACUGAAGACAGAAAAGUCUAUCGUGGAGCCUGUUAUGAAAGAAUUGGCCGGGAUGAUUGUAGAUAUGGGUGACCUGGAUUGCUUCUGGCCGCGCUCGCUUCCUACGAUCACCGUGUUCACAGCUACUUGCCGUGGCUGUCGCGACUCAAGCCGGAUAAGUAUCGAUGCCAUUAUGGGCGAUCUGCUGAAGUUCCUCUUCGUUUACUUGCUCGGUGGCCUUACGCUCUUCCCGCUGGUCAUUCUGGCAGUGUUAUCCCUUGCUUACUUCAAACUUCCUUUACACAAAGAAUCAGCAGACAAAGACUACGAUGCAGAAUCGAUUGUGCAACCCGGCGACGACGUCGACGCGAUCAAACGCGCCCAGCUGGGGGAGAAGUUUCAGCCUCGGGAUAGCCAUGAAGCUGAGGUAGCGGCGGGGUAUUUUGCUGUGUCAAGGACAUACGUGCCCGGAGGCGUUGGAGCCCUUCCACCGGAGAGGAGUACGCCUACGGGGUCUACAACUGUGUCUGCGCCGAGUCCGAGUGUCUAUCAGACUAUGUACAGGAGCAUAUUCGACCGGAAGCCCGUGAACAGCCCUAUCGACAAUAAGCCUCAAAGGAGAGGGAAUAAUGUAUUCUACGUGGUUCUGAGGCAUGGUCAUCUCAUGUUAUUCGACGACGACGAGCAGCUCGAGGUCAGGCACGUUGUUUCAUUAGCUCACCACAAAGUCAGCAUAUAUUCCGGGGGAGAGGAAACGCCGGAAGGGGAGCUAUUCAUAAAGCGGAAUGCACUAUGUCUUUCGAGGAGGACGGAUGUUGGAGAGAUCUCGCCAGAUGGGAAGGCUUCGAAGCCCUUUUUCCUGUUCUCGGAGAACUGCUCUGAGAAGGAGGAUUUCUACUUUGCGCUUCUACGGAACCAGGAGAGGACACCGGAUGCCAAAUACAACCCUCCCAUGCCGCUACAGUACGAUGUUAAGGAUAUUAUAACGUUAGUGCAGAGGUUACAUUCGUCAGAAGAGCAGCUGCAAACACGAUGGAUCAACGCUGUGAUAGGCAGGAUAUUCCUGGCUCUGUACAAAACCCCAGAAGUCGAGAAUUAUGUCCGGGCCAAGAUCACUAAGAAGAUCUCGAGAGUGAAGACCCCGGCGUUCCUAUCCAAGAUCUCGCUGCCACAUAUCGAUAUGGGCGAAGCUGCCCCUGUGAUCACGAAUCCUCGACUAAAAGACUUGACUGUGGAUGGCGAAAUGGUGGUUGAGGCCGACGUGAAAUAUUCGGGGAACUUCCGCAUUGAGGUGGCUGCAACUGCUCGCAUUGACCUGGGAUCAAGAUUCAAAGCAAGAGAGGUCAAUUUGCUACUUGCAGUAGUUCUGAAGAGAAUCGAGGGCCAUGUACUGAUCCGUAUCAAGCCACCGCCAUCAAAUCGACUCUGGAUGACCUUUCAAACGAUGCCAAAAAUCGACAUGACCAUAGAGCCCAUUGUCAGCGCGAGGCAGAUCACGUAUACAAUAAUCUUGCGGCAGAUUGAAAACCGCAUCAAAGAAGUUGUUGCCGAAAGUCUGGUCUACCCAAACUGGGACGACUCUCCCUUUCAUAAUAGCGAGGACAAGCUUUGGAGAGGUGGCAUCUGGGCUGAUGAGGGCGUAUCCGGGCGUCCCUUGGACGCUCAGUCGACAGCAGCGCAGGAAGGGGACGUUGACGAAGUGGAACGCUUAGAUUGCGAGCACAACGAAUCCGCAAUUGAUCUGCCUCAAAUUGAGAAGAGCAUAAGCGCCCCUCUUGUCGACGCUUCUCCUCCAAGUACGGUCUAUGCACGAAAAAAUGCGAAGUCCGCCCUCAACCCCACCAACCCAAAGCUCAAUGGUUCGUCCACCAGUAUUGACACUCUAUCUCCUGGCUCUGAGAAGCCAAAGGCUCUCCGUUCAGGGUCCUUUACCGGUGCAGCUACACCGGUUGUUAGCACAAACAUCACAAACGCAGAUGCUAUCAAGACCACGGCAACACCGGAACAUAGUCACGCCAUGGCGGCAAUUGCAGCUCUCUCCCAAACAAAUUCUCCUGUUCAUACUCCUGUUGGAUCACCGUCACAACCAUCGCGUACAGAAAAAUUCGGCAGUCUAUCAUCUGCAUCUUCCAUGGACACCUCGCAAUCAAGCUCGGAAAAGGAUCUGCAGAACGAGAUCACACCCCAGCCUUCCGCGAAUGCCUCGGAAUCCCUUGACCGUUCUCCAUCUAUUAGAUCAGAAGCAGCGUCCACAAGAUCUUUCGGGUCUUUUGGGUCUGACUCAAGACGUGAAACCUCGACUUCCUCAUCGAGGUCCUCGGCAGCAGAGACUAAGCGAAUCUCUCUAGCUGCUGUGACCAACGCCGCUGCUACGGCAAAGAAAUGGGGUUGGAGUGCUUUGUCAAGAAGUUCAGACAGGACGGACACAUCCCCCGAAGAGACUCCUUCUCGGCCCCUUGUCAUGGGACGUGGGCAGCCGCUGCCUCCUCCUGGAGUACCUCUACCUCGCCCGGACAAGAAGACAAAGACUGCACCGAUUCCCGUUCCGAAACGAAAGCCUGUUGUACCACCUCCUGAUCUGCCACCAAAGCCAAGUGACUCUCCAUCAGAUACACAUGCUCUCCGCGGCCAGCAGCAUGCUGUACCACCACCACUUCUUCCCAAACGUAGAAGUAAAGAAAACCAGAGGUCGAGUAACAUGUCUUCCGAUGAUGGAAUGCUUGUGAUCGAAGCACCAGCUACAGAUUCUGGCUCAUCAACACCGAUGACCGAGAAUGGGCUCGUUUACAUGCAACCCUGGGUAGACGAUGUAGACGAAGCAGAUGAAGCAGGAGCUCCAAAACCGAGUCACCAACCUGCUUCGAGCCCGGGGCCACCUCGCCUGCCAAGAAGGCCUCCGCAUCGGGUCUUGUCUAGUAGCCCGGAGGAGGACGGCCAUAAACUACCAUCUUGGAUGGCAGCACAGGAGGAAGAGGCCAGAGCGAAAAGCUCAUUUGUAGAUGAAGAUGCUGGUCUGUGA
This is a messenger RNA of Drepanopeziza brunnea f. sp. 'multigermtubi' MB_m1, 8160 nucleotides long. RefSeq lists its product as uncharacterized. Lineage: Eukaryota; Fungi; Ascomycota; Leotiomycetes; Helotiales; Drepanopezizaceae. Gene Ontology annotation, molecular function: DNA-directed DNA polymerase activity; nucleotide binding; DNA binding. Gene Ontology annotation, cellular component: nucleus; zeta DNA polymerase complex. Gene Ontology annotation, biological process: error-prone translesion synthesis; double-strand break repair via homologous recombination. The record is from RefSeq and is a predicted model, not a curated record.